AUGGGUCGCAAGUUCUUCAAAACAAUAAUUGACGAGACUCAAUGCUCCAGGAAUGGGACGAUCCAGUCCAUCAAAGAGAUCGUCCACAACCUGUCCACCUCCAAGCUCGAUCCUAAUACCGAAGUCGUCAUCGCACCUCCAAGCUUAUACCUCCUGCUCGCGCGUGAGCACCUUUCGCCCAACAUCGAAGUUGCGGCCCAGAACGUGUUUGACCGGCCCAACGGUGCCUUCACCGGUGAGAUCUCGGUAGCGCAGUUGAAAGACAGCAACAUCACCUGGACGCUGCUGGGCCACUCGGAGCGCCGCACUAUCCUGCGCGAAGAAGACGAGUUCGUUGCUUGCAAGACAAAGGCUGCGCUGGAUGGCGGUAUUGGCGUCAUUUUGUGCUGUGGCGAGAGUCUCGAGGAGCGGGAGCAGGGCAUUACCAACGAUGUCGUCACAAGGCAAUUAGAGGCGGUAAACAAGACCAUUGGAAAGGAUGGCUGGAAAAAUAUCGUGAUUGCAUACGAGCCAAUCUGGGCCAUCGGGACAGGGAAGGUCGCUACAACCGAACAAGCACAAGAGGUCCAUGCCGCGAUCCGCAAAUGGCUGAGCGAGGCGGUCUCGCCUGAAGUUGCUGAAAAUACCAGAAUCAUCUAUGGAGGAAGCGUCAGUGAGAAGAACUGCAGAGAUUUGGCCAAGCAACCUGACGUGGAUGGAUUCUUGGUUGGCGGUGCCAGUUUGAAACCUGCUUGUACGUUGACCUCUCUCCCAUCGGAGCCGUAA
Messenger RNA from Cladophialophora yegresii CBS 114405, 765 nucleotides. RefSeq names its product triosephosphate isomerase. Gene Ontology annotation, molecular function: triose-phosphate isomerase activity. Lineage: Eukaryota; Fungi; Ascomycota; Eurotiomycetes; Chaetothyriales; Herpotrichiellaceae. The transcript has 3 exons. Bases 1 to 765 code for a protein of 254 amino acids. Gene Ontology annotation, biological process: glycerol catabolic process; glyceraldehyde-3-phosphate biosynthetic process; gluconeogenesis. Gene Ontology annotation, cellular component: cytosol. The record is from RefSeq and is a predicted model, not a curated record.